Molecule: messenger RNA, 723 nt
Organism: Dentiscutata heterogama
Lineage: Eukaryota; Fungi; Glomeromycota; Glomeromycetes; Diversisporales; Gigasporaceae
Source: the annotation of a GenBank genome assembly
GGGAAAGGCUUGCUUAAACAUGGACGUUAUCUCUUAGAUAAUCUCGCACAUCUAGGGCAUCAUCGAGAAGAUCGUUCACCUCAAAAUACCAACAUGGAUCUGCAAAGUUUGCAAGCUGAUACUGAGUAUCGUAUAACGGUAGUUAAAUCGUCUACUUCACUAGAAUAUGGAGGUAGAUAUACUGCAUUACCAAUCUGGGAGGAAAUGAAGAGGCUACUUAAUACUUGGUUUGGUUCACUAUUCCUUCUUCACACCUUAUCCCUUCUUAAUAAUGGAACUCUUCCCUUCUUAUCUGGAGUCUUAUCUCGUGAUACACUUCAUUCUUCUUCUUUACUAAGAGGCGAUGGUUGUCUUCGUCUCAAUGGGGUUGACGCCCACUUUAGAACUUGUAUGAAGGACAAGCACUUUGUGUGCCAUAUGGCAAGGUUAAAUUCCAUUGGAAUAGUAGGAGCUCCGCCUUAUUGUUCAAGUUUUACAAGCGAGCGAAUAGGCUUCUAUGUCGGAGCUUCAACGUCUUGUCGCCCUCCGUCAAUGAAGGGUCGUAUUGGAAUCAAUGGAAUUGGCUCAAGGGAAGACCAUAAGCUAAUAAGAGACCCGCUUAGCUUAAAGGCAGAGCAAGCUACUUCUAAUAGCAAGGAUAAGGAAGUUAAGAGUUUGAUUCAUUUAGAAUCAAACAAUAGGAUUCUUUGGACGAUAGCAGAUGAAAUCAGAGGGCUGGCUUAA